Molecule: messenger RNA, 996 nt
Organism: Amphimedon queenslandica
Lineage: Eukaryota; Metazoa; Porifera; Demospongiae; Haplosclerida; Niphatidae
Product: nicotinamide N-methyltransferase-like
Exons: 1
Coding region: 67-885 (272 amino acids)
Cellular component (GO): cytosol
Molecular function (GO): N-methyltransferase activity
Source: RefSeq, a predicted model, not a curated record
AUUAGAGCAAAACUUAGUAAAACUAUCUUCACGUGUGCUCAUAAAAGAAAGGUCAAGUAGUCUACAAUGGCAGAACUAGAGAAGAACGACUAUGACUCUUUUGAUGCGCUUGCUUACGCGGAUAAAAAGUACAGCUCAAUGUCAGAAUGGAUGGCAGUACCAUUGAAAGGAAUCCACGGGGCCUUUGAGUCGUACUGCAUUGGGGAAAAGAAAACGGGCAUCAAUGUCCUUGAAUAUGGCUGUGGCCCUGUCCCUGUAUACCUCUGCUCUGCCCCACGCUUUGCCUCAGAGAUAGUCUUUGCAGACUUUGCCAAAUCCAACACAGACGCCUUGCAGCGGUGGGUAAGCGAUACGCCAGGCUGCCCCGACUAUACACAUUUCUUCCAAUAUGUCAUCAAAGACCUGGAAGGAUGUACAGAUCAGGCCACCCUAGCUACAGCCAUUAGUAAGAGACAGGCUGAUCUAAGGUCUGUGGUAAAGGGAGUCGUGUUUUGUGACAUUACGCAGGAUAAUCCUAUAGAGUCUGGCUACGAGGGACCCUACGAUAUCGUAUACUCUAGCCUUUGUCUCUGCGUUGCUGCUACUAACAUCAAGGAGUAUAGCGAUAAUGUCAAACGACUUACCAAACUACUCAAACCUGGCGGUAUGCUGAUCAUCAACGACGUUGAAGCCCGUGACCUUAGCAAGAACAUUAUCACGUAUACCGUCAAUAAUAACAAGUUUGAGGCUCUCUGUCCUACUUCGGAGGCACUCCGUCAGGUACUGGAAGAGAACGGAUAUCAUGAUAUUAAGAUGUCGCGUAAUCUGAUUGACGAGACUGAAGGAGCAGCUCAGCGUAUGUCUCCUGAAGUUCUGGCUAUGAGAUUCAUUGUAGCUAGACACUGAAUCAGCUUAGUAUAUGGAACAUGUGUGUGUGUGUUUCAUAAUAGAUAUCUCUUGAUAUAGGGUUAUUUUGCUAAAAUAAAAUUUUAAUUCAAAGCCGGAUUUUUAUCCCAA